AUGGAAAAGGCCUACAAGGUGGAAGGCUAUCGGUUAUUACGGUGUAUUGGUGAAGGAAUGUAUGCUUUAGUGUUCUUAGCAGAAAGCCGGGUGGAUGGGUCUUAUUGUGCGAUCAAAGCUGUGCAUAAGGGUAAGCGGCGAACUAGGGGCACAGUUCAUGCUCGAAAAGAGAUUGCGGCCUUAGGUAGAUUGGCGGGUGUGCCGGGUGUGGCUGUGCUGAAAGAGUGGCAGGAGGAUGACAAUACGGUAUUUCUAGUGCUAUCUUUGCAUACGGGCCAUUCUUUAGAGGAAGUGCAGCGGUUUGUGGACGUGCCCGAGUCUCUGCGGAUUUCGCGGUCUAUUUUAGAGGUACUGAAGGGUAUGCACGCCCGGGGGGUGUACCAUUUAGACAUUAAACCAGCGAAUGUAAUCUUAGGACGGGAGGGAGUGGUUUUAGUGGAUUUCGGGUGUGCGAUUAUUUCGGAGUCAGGGUGGAUAGAGGAGGGAAGUUUGCCCUUUGAAGGAACUCCGGCUUAUAUGGCCCCGGAGAUGGUUAAGAGCCGGCCGGGUGCAGUGAAUCUAGCGGCUUUGGACGUGUGGAGUUUUGGGUGUUUAUUGUACUACUUAGUCACGGGCAAGGAUGCUUUUCAAGCGAGUACUUUGUACUCAUUGUAUCCAAAGAUAGUGCACUGCGAGAUGGAUAUGGGGGCUAUUCCGCCACUAGUAGCUACAAUUUGCCGCACAAUCUUUGUACCAGCGCCUGAUAAGCGGAUUGAUUUGCCGGCUCUAACCGAACUACUGACGAAAGCUCUCAAAUGGGCUGGGUUGGGUUAG
This is a messenger RNA of Nematocida homosporus, 813 nucleotides long. RefSeq lists its product as uncharacterized. Gene Ontology annotation, biological process: protein phosphorylation; intracellular signal transduction. The transcript has a single exon. The coding region runs from base 1 to 813 and encodes 270 amino acids. Gene Ontology annotation, molecular function: protein serine/threonine kinase activity; ATP binding. Lineage: Eukaryota; Fungi; Microsporidia. The record is from RefSeq and is a predicted model, not a curated record. Gene Ontology annotation, cellular component: cytoplasm.